This is a messenger RNA of Entrophospora sp. SA101, 1512 nucleotides long. The record is from the annotation of a GenBank genome assembly. Lineage: Eukaryota; Fungi; Glomeromycota; Glomeromycetes; Entrophosporales; Entrophosporaceae.
AUGUUUAUAAAUUUACUUUCACAUUCUACAAAGCUAUCAAAUUUUAACAAUAAAAGGCUUCUGAUUCGUUAUUUUAAUACUGAUUUUUUGAACUUGAAACAAGUAACUCCAAUUUCCACCGAGCUAAAAAAGUUUAAAACAACACCUCUUUUCAUUAACGGGGAAUUAAUAGAGUCGAAAACAACCAAAUGGAAUCCGAUUUAUAAUCCAGCGACAAAUGAAAUUAUUACUAGUGUCCCAGAGGCUACCCAAGAAGAAUUAAAAGCCUCAGUAGAAUCAGCAGCUGAAGCUUUUAAAACAUGGAAGAAUUCAUCAAUACUUACAAGACAACGCGUCAUGUUAGAUCUUCAAUUUUUAAUUCGAGAGCAUACCGACGAAAUUGCUAAGUCAAUUACUGAAGAACAAGGAAAAACAUUUUCUGAUGCAAAAGGGGAUGUGUUAAGAGGACAACAAAUAGUUGAGAAUGCUUGCGGUAUAACUAACUUAUUGUUAGGUGAAAUUUUAGAAGUUUCAACGGAUAUGGAUACUUUUACCAUUCGUGAACCUUUAGGUGUAACUGCUGGAAUAUGUCCUUUUAAUUUUCCUGCCAUGAUUCCAUUGUGGAUGUUUCCUUUAUCAAUUGUUUGUGGAAAUACAAUGGUAAUUAAACCAUCAGAACGUGAUCCUGGUGCUAUGAUAAUUCUUGCUAAAUUAGCAAAACUAGCUGGCGUUCCCGACGGUGUUCUCAACGUUGUUCAUGGCUCAACUGACGUAGUAAAUUUCCUUUGUGACAAUAAACAUAUUAAAGCAAUUUCUUUUGUUGGAAGCAAUAAAGCUGGCGAAUAUAUACAUCGACGUGGAACCUCCAAUGGAAAGAGAGUUCAAGCAAAUUUGGGUGCAAAAAAUCAUGGUGUAAUUAUGCCUGAUGCGAAUAAGAAUCAUGCUCUUAAUCAACUUACAGGAGCAGCCUUCGGUGGAAGUGGUAUGCGCUGCAUGGCUUUGUCUACCAUGGUAUUUGUUGGUAAAUCAAAAGAAUGGUUGCCAGAACUUGUUGAACGAGCAAGAAAACUAAAAGUUUCGGGUGGAUUCGAGCCAGAUGUUGAUCUUGGACCAUUAAUAACGCGUCAAGCAAAGGAACGAGUUGAAAAAUUAAUACAGUCAGGGGUUGAUCAAGGCGCUGAAUUGUUAUUAGAUGGCCUAUGUUUAAAUACUGACACUCUUGAUGAAGCUAUUGAAUUAAUCAAUAAAAACCCUUAUGGGAAUGGUACAGCAAUAUUUACCAAUAGUGGUAGUAAUGCACGAUAUUUUACUUCUAAUAUUGAAGUUGGUCAAGUUGGUGUCAAUGUUCCGAUUCCUGUUCCUUUACCAAUGUUUUCUUUUACAGGCAACAAAGCAUCAAUUCAAGGAGAUAUGAAUUUUUAUGGUAAAUCUGGAUUACAAUUUUAUACACAAACUAAAACUGUAACUUCUUUAUGGAGACAUGAUGAUGUUAAUCAUUCACAUUCAUCUGCUGCUAUGCCAACAAUACAAUAA